CGUUGGAGGGGGGUGGUGGUGUGGGAAAACGGGCAUCCAUCGAGCAGGUCCCAAGCAGAGGCCGGCCUCGGCUGUUGGCAGACCGGCUUAGGGCAGAGCCUGGAGCGUUUCGGAGCACAGCCCAGCCCCAGCGCAGAGCUGCGGUGUUUCGGGCGGGGAGGGGAAGUGUUUUGGGGGCUCUUCGUCGUCUCUGCAAGUCGGAGGCGGGGAGUGUAGAGUGGGGGGAGGAAAGAGCUGUCGAGCCCCGGCUCAAGCAGACAGGUGAUGGGCGUUUCAGCCGCCGCAGCGGCGGUGGUGCUCCGGUUCCAUUCCUUGGGUUUCACUCCGGUCUGAUCUAAGCAAAUAUGCAGAAGUACCGGCUGGUCUGCUCUUAAAGCCAAAAAAGCAGAGCUAGGGAGAGAGGGAGCGAGAGAGACGGCUGCGGCCCCAGAUCCGGGAGCUACAAAAAUAUAUAUAAUAAUAAACCCAACCCCCCUUUCCUCCUCCCCUCCACCAGUUCCCCACCCCCCCACCCCAGCGGCCGAGGAGGAUCCCGGAGCGGCGCACACACACUCGCUCACACACACGCGCGCACACACACAUACACACACGCGCACACACACCAGUGUCUUUCUCCCUGAGGGAUGGUACUGAAUUUCGCCGCCACUGGAGCCCGGCUGAAGCUCCUACCCCGCAGCUCUGCGUUCCCACCGAGUCUAAAGUGCACCCGGACGCGAUGAGGACCUGGGUUUGUGUUUUGCUCCUAGGGUUUGGAUACCUGUCCUAUGCCUUUUCCGAGGAAGCCGAAAUCCCCCGGGAGGUGAUCGAGAGACUAGCUCACAGCGAGAUUAACAGCAUCCGUGACCUGCAGCGCCUCCUGGAGAUAGAUUCCGUAGGAUACGAGGAUGUUUCAGAAACAAACCUGAAAGCUCAUAUGGGCCAUGCUUCUAAACAUGAGCAGGAAAAGCGUCCUAUUCGAAAAAAAAGAAGUAUUGAGGAAGCAGUUCCUGCUGUUUGCAAAACGAGAACGGUUAUUUAUGAGAUACCUCGGAGUCAGAUUGAUCCCACAUCGGCCAACUUCCUGAUCUGGCCCCCAUGUGUGGAGGUCAGACGAUGCACAGGUUGCUGUAACACCAGCAGCGUCAAAUGCCAACCUUCACGGAUUCACCACAGAAGUGUCAAGGUGGCAAAAGUGGAAUAUAUUAGGAAAAAACCAAAAUUAAAAGAAGUUCUGGUGAGGUUAGAAGAACAUUUGGAGUGCACCUGUAUGUCAUCAAAUUCUAAUUCAGAUUAUCGCGAAGAAGAAACUGAUGUGAGGUGAAAAUAAGCUAGAAAACCUUCUCUGGGACAUGGAUGUACAUGGUUUGUUACAUUCCUGAACCUUCUAUGUAUGGUGCUUCAUUGACAGUAUACUCUACUUGUUCUCCUGUGAAAAACUCUGAAAGAACACUUGAUGAGAACAAAGAGACAAUGUACAUUUGUUUAAUGUGACAUCAAAGCAAGUAUUGUAGCACUCGGUGAAACAAUAAGAAGCUUCCUUGUCCGAAAAAAAAGAAAAAAAAAGAAAAAACUACACAAAAACCCAUACAAAAAAAUAAUAAAAGGUUGACUGAAUGGAUGAGACCCAAAAGUCCUACAAAAAUGUGACAAAAAUCUAAAUGAACAGUGGAUUUCUGUCAAGAGUGGUCAAAGGUGCUUUUUGUCAAGAAAUAGGCCUGUUUUCUUGAUGAAGAUGGAUGGACACUGAUGGACUACAGGCACACACACAAAAUGAAAACAACCAGGAAUGUAUCCAAUGCCACGCGAACACUAUAGACACAAUACAUCCUCGCUCCGUAGUGUUUUAAGUCUAUACAAAAACUUUUUGAGAGCCUUAAGUGGAUUUUUUUUACACCAUAAAGUGAUUAUUAAGCUUUUCUUUUUAUUCUUUGCCUAGCUUUUUUUUUUUAAAAUCUGUUGGACUCCAUUUACCAAUAACACAUGAAAAAGGCUGCUGUAACACUAAGGCAGUGUGAUGGUAUUUCUUCUAGCAGGAUGCAAACUAAUGAGAUGUAUUAAAAUAAACAUGGUAUACCUACCUAUGCAUAAUUUUCUAAAUGUUUCUGGGUUUAUAUUUUUCUCCUUCCCCUUUCCUUUUUAAUUUAAGCCAUUUCAGUAAAAUAAUGUGCGUAAACCAAUCAUAGAAACAUCCAUGCCAAAUUCUCCCUUCCAGGCUUUUGUCAGUUGGUGACUAGUCAGUGAUAUCUAUGUUAGCAAUUUGCCAUUCUUUUUACAAUAUAUGAGAUAGAAAGUUAACUUUUGACAUGUUUGGCUGGGUGAAAAUGUACAACUUCUUCUUGUAUCUGUAUUGUACAAUGUUGUCACAGCAGAGAAGUGGACCUGCUGCCAAUAUUUGAACAGAACUUUAAAAUUCUUUAUUUUUGGUAAGAUGUUAUGCUUUGCGUGUAUUCAACAGAAAAUGUGUUUUUUGUAAAGGUGAAGUUUGUAUUUUUAUCUAAAAUUAACAGUUUUAUAUACCUGAGAAAUCCUGCUAUGUUUUCUUGAAACCAUCCCUUUCCCCCCUCCCUCUAAGACCCUCAACCCACAACAAAACAAAAAACCAACAACACCCCCAACAACAUUUUAUGGUCAUAUUUUUCUAGUAGAAUAGCCCAACCAACUUCAAAUUCUGUCUUAAACCCAGCUUGCUUUGCAGUAGAAGGCUGGUUGAGAUGCAUAUGCUUCUUUAAUUUACCAGUGGCCCAUGGGGAUUCUACUGGGUCCUCACUGGAGGGCUCAGCUAAACCCAGUUGGCUUCAGGCCCCACCCACUGCUUUGAAAAUUAAAGAGGAUGUGGUCAUUUAAAAAAUUCCAGAAUCAUUGGUCAGUUCAAUUUGAUGAAAGAAAUUGGCCCAACUGUUCAUUUAUUGUCACACAGACCAAACAUUUGGUUAGUUGACUGAGACUCAGUUGUCUAUCUGAUGCCAAAAGCCAUUGGGAAGGAAAGUGAAAACUUUAGUCAGAGGGGUUAUUUGGCUGAAUUUAACUUAAGGGGGAAAAACAUCCAUGUUUGAAUCAGGCUUGCUUGGAGGGUAUAGGCAAAAGCCUGAUUUUAUUUUCCACUUUUCUUUGGUUUUAUGGCUUUGGGUAGACAUUGACAGUGAACUAUUCUGAGUACCCUGGUGGCUGUUGGCUGCCUUAUUUCUUCCCUCAUCCCUCAAAGUAGGUUAAGUCAUGUGGCCAUUGCCCUUUUAAUUUUGUUGAUCACAUUUCACAUGAAAUGUCUCCUAAAGAGAUGGAAGCUUUCUAUCUGUUGUAUGUGUUAGUGAAGUAAAGGGUUUUUGUUUUUUAAAGAGGAACUUAUAAAGUAGCAUGUCUUUAUGAUAAGGCUUUCAGGCCUGAAUGGAAUGCCUCUGAAUGUGAAUGAACUGAAGCUUUGAGAUGUAAACACUAAGAUUGGGGUAGGAUAGGGAAGGGGGGUGGGGGGAGGCUGAGGGGAACCAAUGUUUGUAGCCUUUCAAAUUUUGGGGAAAAGAUUGAACCUGUUCCUGCCCUCUUUGGCACGAUUUCAAGCAACAGAAAAGCAAUUUUGGGAACAGGCUGUUAAUGGCAGCAUGAAGUCAGAAUUUAGCCUUGCCUGGAUGCGGGUCAGAUGCCGGUAGGGGUGUGCUCUCUUCCCAGAGAGUGGAAACCUGAGUUUUGUUGGCCACCUGUGCUUACUCUCAGCUGGGUACCAUUCACAAUGCUAUGCCCAUGAAUGUAUAUGUCUAAAGUUUUUUUUUUUUAAUGUGUAAAAGUGUAAUUUAUAUAUUUAUGUUUCAGUGAGAUGCCAAUAAUAUUGCUCAUCUCUCUCUUUUUUUUUUUGCAAGCUAUCUAAUGAAAGAAUUCAUUUACCCAUUAAAAUCAUGUAGCUGAAAAAG
Dromiciops gliroides (monito del monte) is the source of this 3878-nucleotide messenger RNA. RefSeq names its product platelet derived growth factor subunit A (gene PDGFA). Bases 716 to 1300 code for a protein of 194 amino acids. Gene Ontology annotation, molecular function: platelet-derived growth factor receptor binding; growth factor activity. Gene Ontology annotation, cellular component: membrane. The transcript has 6 exons. Gene Ontology annotation, biological process: positive regulation of phosphatidylinositol 3-kinase/protein kinase B signal transduction; positive regulation of MAP kinase activity; positive regulation of cell migration. Lineage: Eukaryota; Metazoa; Chordata; Mammalia; Microbiotheria; Microbiotheriidae. The record is from RefSeq and is a predicted model, not a curated record.